Exophiala bonariae is the source of this 2520-nucleotide messenger RNA. RefSeq lists its product as uncharacterized. The transcript has 2 exons. Lineage: Eukaryota; Fungi; Ascomycota; Eurotiomycetes; Chaetothyriales; Herpotrichiellaceae. The record is from RefSeq and is a predicted model, not a curated record. Bases 1 to 2520 code for a protein of 839 amino acids.
AUGGACGACAAGGAAAUUCCCUCAAUGCGACCGUUAUCGGCUGCCACAUUCGACGACAAUGUAGGACUACUUAGUCAUGAUGAAUCCUCUGGGCUAAGGAUGACGACGGCAAUUUCACCACCUGCAUACUACCGUGGCGUUCAUUCUCGGGGAAAUUCAUCAAUCGACAUUGGUCAAAAUCCUUUUGAUGAUGUGAUAGAGCCACCUACUCCCCAAAAGGAGCAUAAAGGAUUCCCUGGCCCCUCGUCAGCCACCUCAAUGCUGAGGAAACUCACAACCAAAGUCAAUCCAAUGGCAAGAGCACAAUUUCGAACAGUGAAAAGGAACCAAGGGCGACAGUACGCAACGUUAGACGAAGGGGAGGAGGAUGUCGGAACCCCUGGUGUGGAUCUCUCGUCUCUUGAAGGCCUCGGCUGGGAGCUUACAGACAUGUCGGGACACGAAGACCCCAAGGCGAAUCUACAGGAUCAACAGACGGAGUAUGCGCCCUCAAAACCACAGAGUGGAAAACCUGGAUUUCGAGACUUUGUCGACAAGAGGAGAUCCGUCGGUGAAGGAAUGAGAGAUAUCGGUGUCCAGCUCCGACGAGAUCCAACGAAACUGAUUCGGAGGAGUUCCGCACAGCGAAAUGGUCACAGCUCGGGAAUUGACCGAACCAAAACCGUACGCGAGUUUGGCAAGAACCUCGCUCAAGAAAAGAAUAUGAUCGUCGAAGUAGAAGAGCCUGUCGACCUCAGUUCUCUGGAAGGCGGCCAGCCAGAUAAUCGGGCCAGCACAUUUUUCGAUAGCAUGACUCCGAGAAGUAGUGUGGUGCCACAAGAGACGAAGAGUUACUUCUUCCCCGAAGAUCCAGAUAUUCCGAAUUGGAAACCAUGGUCGAUGAGUGCUGGAUAUAUUCUGGCCUUGACGGCGCUUGCACUUGGUCUCGCAGGCUUUCAGGAGUAUUUGUGUCAAAAGUCGAUUAAAGAGGCGAGAAAUGGCGGUGGGAUCCUGGCAUUCAACAGGGUCGCUGAUAUAUCGACCUGGGACUUUUUCGCCUGGAAAUAUCUUCCAACGAUGAUCGCAAUUGUUUUCGCUGUCCUAUUCUCCAUUAUGGACUUUGACAUCCGUCGCCUCGAACCAUUUUAUCAGCUCUCCCAACCUGGUGGUGCAAAAGCAUCAUCCAGUUUGAAUCUGGAUCACCUGACCAUGUUCCAGUACUUUGUUCCCUUCAAAGCUUUCCGGUUGAAGCAAUGGGCGGUGUUAUUCUCUACCACAGGCAACAUUAUCGCAUCAAUGGUUGCUCCGGCUCUGCAAAAUCCAUCGAUCCAGUUCGACAGUAACCCCAAAUGUGAUCCGAACGGCUGUCCAACACCAGAAGAUAACCGGUACUGGGUACGAGUUUCAAGCGUCUAUUCUCGCCUACUCUCAGCCAGUUAUGUCGUGAUUGCCUUAAUCCUCGUGAUUCUGUUCAUUCAAUUACGACGGAAGUCUGGCUUGCUGAGUGACCCCAAAGGCAUCGCCGGAAUCGCAUCCAUGGCUACCAAAUCACAUAUUUUGCAGGAUUUCGCAGCAAUGGACGAGGCCAAUCUUGGUCAAAUUCACAAGCGGCUACAGCAUCGACGAUAUGUGUUGUACAAAUCAUCUGUUUGGCAGGGUGAAUGGUCGUCGGCCAACGAAGCGUUCCAGGACAGUGAACGAAAACUGACGAGUCCCCACCCAAUGAUGCUGCGGACAAGCGCGGCAAUCCCUUUUUUACUCUUCAUGGGCUUUUGCCUGGCAGCAGUACCUCUAAUAACAUUAACACCAGCACGAAUAGUUCCAAACAGUGCACCCUGGCUUCCUAUCGUGGUUGCCACGGCGCUGAAACUAUUCUUCAGUACUUUCGAGGCCGACGUGCGACUUAUGGAACCGUUUUUCAUCCUGUCCGAGGGCAAUGCGCCCCCGCAGAACAGUCUAACAUUGGAUUAUCAAUCUUCAGUGUAUGGGAUCAUGCCAUUCAAGGCAUUGUUCAACAAACACUACUUGGUGGCACUAGUGGGAUUUUCAUCCGUCUUGUUAGAUAUCCUGACCGUCACGGUCAGUUCCUUCUCCGUGGACUCACAGGAUUUCAUGCAUUUGAAAGUAAACAAAGAUCUCUCCCAGGGCGAUGAGACUUAUAUAUCUUUCUGGGUAUCGCUCAUUCUCUCGAUGACGAUACUGGCAUUCGUCAUCUUCGUCACGACAUUGGUAUACAUCAGGCGACGACAUCCAUUCCUUCCUCGCGAACCUUCGACCAUCGCCGCCGUCCUGGCAUUCAUCUACGCGAGUAACAUGUUGACCGAUUUCAUCGACACAGAAACGCUGAACAACAAGCAAAUGGAGACCAGGCUGAAGACGCUGGGCAAAACAUAUGGCUUGGGGUGGUUUCGAGGCCGUGAUGGGAAAGUCCAUUGUGCGAUUGACGAGGAGCCGAUGAAGAGCAGAUACGUCCACGGCAAGUCGUAUGCAAUGGCACAGGCCGGGCCGUUACAACCUGCCGAAACGUUUUAUGCUGUCUAG